Gaeumannomyces tritici R3-111a-1 is the source of this 1159-nucleotide messenger RNA. RefSeq lists its product as hypothetical. The coding region runs from base 337 to 627 and encodes 96 amino acids. Gene Ontology annotation, molecular function: endopeptidase inhibitor activity. The record is from RefSeq and is a predicted model, not a curated record. The transcript is spliced from 2 exons. Gene Ontology annotation, biological process: vacuole fusion, non-autophagic. Lineage: Eukaryota; Fungi; Ascomycota; Sordariomycetes; Magnaporthales; Magnaporthaceae.
UUCGAUCUGUGCCCAAGUCCGCGUCACACUUUGUCACCCCAGCCUGUGCCCUGGCGUCCAGUGCUGUCCUUCGCGACCCCCCGUCUAAAGCUUGAACAACGUCAUGCUCAUCGCACACAAAACUCCACACCUGUCCCGCCGCUAAGCGCGCCACUCAGCCACUCAAGCUCUGGCCCUCUCUCUUAAUUGCCCCAAAGACCCCAUACUCCGUCCCCAGAUCACGGUAAACCCCUGAACUGCCGAUUGCUCUCACACAUUAGCAUCGCGAUAGCUUUGCCAGCUGGAACAAAACAAUAUCGAAACAGCCAACAGACGACGUCCCGCAGCACCGCAGCCAUGAAGUUCUUUGCCCUCCUCGUCCCCGCCCUGACGGUCCUCGCCUCGCCGGCCCCCAUCGAGAACCAGAAGCAGGUCAUCGUGUCGUACCCCAACGAGACCCCCAACUCGGUCAUCGACCAGGCCAAGGACGCCAUCCGCGCAGGCGGCGGCAUCAUCACCCACGAGUUUGAGCUCAUCAAGGGCUUCGCCGCGACGGUCGCAGAAUCCGUCCUCAACUCGGUCAAAUCCAUGAACGACGAAUACCACGCCACGAUCGAGGAGGACCAGGUGAUUUCCAUCUCGUCGUAGGUGAGGGCCUCGGAUGAUGGAUGCGCGCCCGCAAGCCGCGACCCGCCAAGACGUGCUGCGAGGGCCCACAUCCUUUUGAAGGGAAAACAGAACACGCCGAUAUGAAAGCGAGCGAUGGAAACAGGUCCCAGUGGCCGCAGGCAGGCGACUGACCGGACGCGCAUCACGGUGGAUGACUUUGCCCGACUUGCUUGUCGAGACUUGCCUCGAGUUAUUUGUACCUGCAUGGGGGCGUUGGUGGUUUUUGACUGACAGCCCCCGGGAACCCGGACCGAGUGGUGUCUUUGGCCUGGCCAAAGAACCCUCCUUCUGGAUCCCAGGGCUUUUAUGUGCCUGGUGUUUAAUUACGAGAUAUCCGCGCUUCCCUUCCUCAAGAUACCAAACUAUCACUAGUAGCUCACCUAGCUAGACACGAGCAACAAUUCAGCUUUACCUGAGACGCGGCUUGCGAGGGUCAAGAGGUCAAGACAUGUGCUAGCUUGGCGUUGCGCUCUGGAAUAGCCAAACUACGCUUGUUCGGCGGUUCCUCUCA